CCACAGCGAGCUUGACCGCGCGCAGAGAGGCGGGGGAUUGAACAGACCGACAGACUGGAGGUCCGCAGCGGGAGAAGUCGGAGCAGCCGCCGCUGAAAUAGGUGGGAAAAGUUGCUCCUAACUGCCUCUACGGUCGACGCGGAACGCGGGAGACACGCGACAGGAGUCUUUCUAAAGCCCAGCAGUUUCCCUCCCUGGUCAGACAUGAGGAGCCCCCCUGGCCUGGGUCGCUGAGCAGCUGAGGUCAGAGUUGAAGUGCGCGUUCAGGCAGCCAUGGCCGACAGGGAGGGGCUGCCCAUCGCCCCGGGCCAGAUCUACAUCGAGGUGGAGUACGACUACGAGUACAAGGCUAAAGACAAGAUGGUGGCCAUCCGCCAGGGAGAGUGCUACGUGCUGGUGAAGAAGACCAAUGAGGACUGGUGGCAGGUGAGGAAGGAGGAGGGCACGAAGGCCUUUUACGUGCCGGCGCAGUACGUCAGGGAGGUGCGCCGGGCGCUCAUGCCCCCACAGAAGCCCACCUUGAGGGCCAAGCCCACCGUUUUGGAUAUCUGCCGGGCGUCCGACGAAAACCUCAACAGACCCCAGCCAGAAAUGUCCAGCUUUGGCCGCCCGUCGCCUUCCUCCACCCCGUCGCCAUCCUCGGAUCGCGUGACGCCGCUGGCCCUUUCCAAGGACGCCAACCAAAACGUGGGGAGUCCCCACCACUGCAAGAUGGUGGCCGAACUGGUGCUUCUUCACAACAACAACAACCAUCACCACGCCAACAAUUCCACGUUGCCAAGGACAAGGGCGGACUCGCCUCCGCUCAAACUGGGGAACAACCACAACAAAAGUCCGGACAGCGACAAGACCUCCCCGCCGGGCGACCCGCCCGGAGAUCGGCUUAACAAGCUCCACAACGACUCGGAGUCUGGGGAUGAGCUAAGCAGCAGCUCAACAGAACACAUGCAGACAACAUCACCCACGGGUCAGGGCCGGUCCGACUCCCCGGUCUACACCAACCUCCAGGAGCUCAAGCUCUCUCAGUCCAGCCUGCCGCCCGUCCCCUCCAGCUCCCCUCUCCACAUCCUGGGCGACUGGGAGACCCACAAAGACCUGAGCGGCAGGCAUUUCUACUACAACCGAGCCAGCGGGGAGCGGACCUGGAAGCCGCCGCGCACCAGGGACGCCAGCGGCAGCACCAGCAGCUUCAGAGGAGACAGCCAGGGCACGGCCGAGAGCGAGCCGCUGUCCUCGGAGGAGAACUGUCACAGCACCCACUCCAGUCAGUCUGACAGCCAGUACGGGUCGCCCCCUAGAGGCUGGUCUGAGGAGCUGGAUGAACACGGACACACGCUCUAUAUCUCCGAAUACACACAGGAGAAGUGGAUCAAACAUGUGGAUGAACAGGGCCGGCCCUAUUACUACAGCGCUGACGGAUCCAGGUCAGAGUGGGAACUGCCCAAGUACAACAUCUCCCCUCAGUCCGACGAGGCCCCUAAGAGUCGCAGUUUGGAGAGGAAGCAGCAGGACCCCAUAGUCCUCACCAAGUGGAGACACAGCACCUACGUUUUAGACCUCAACGACAAGUUCUCGUUCAAACUCUGGCGAUUCACUUCGGACUCGCACAAGAGGAGAGUUCGUCUCUCUCUUUGCCGUGAUAAACCCUCGGAGAAGUGCGGAGUCCUCAACGUCACCAAAAUCACAGAAAAUGGAAAGAAAGUCAGGAAGAACUGGACCUCCUCGUGGACAGUGCUGCAGGGUUCCUCCCUGCUCUUCGCGAAGGGCCAAGGGGGCAGCACCAGCUGGAAGUUUGGGAGCAACCAGUCGAAGCCGGAGUUUACUGUCGAUCUGCGAGGGGGGUCGGUGGACUGGGCCUCCAAGGACAAGUCCAGCAAGAAACACGUCAUCGAGCUGAAGACGCGUCAAGGAACAGAGCUGCUGAUCCAGUCAGAGAUCGACAGCGUCAUCAACGACUGGUACCGGGCCCUCACAGAGACCAUCAACACACAUGCCUGGGAGUCAGAUGAGGCCAUCGAGGAGGACAUGCCUGAGUCUCCAGGAGCUGAGAAACAGGACAGGGAGAAAGACCACCGGGACUCCAAGAAGAACAGAGUGAUGAAGACCUCUGUGAGUAUGGACUCAUCAGACCAGAAGAAAACCCGGCUGAAGCUCAAGAAGUUCCUGACGCGUCGACCCACGUACCAGGCCGUCAGAGACAAGGGCUACAUCAAAGAUCAGGUGUUCGGCUGCAGUCUGUCCAGUCUGUGCCAGCGGGAGACCACAUCAAUACCCAACUUUGUCACCAUGUGUAUCGACCAUGUGGAGAACACAGGUCUCAGUGUGGACGGCUUAUACAGAGUUAGCGGUAACCUGGCGGUGAUCCAGAAGCUCCGCUUUGCUGUGAACCACGAUGAGAAGGAUCUGGAUCUGAAUGACAGCAAGUGGGAGGACAUCCACGUCACCACUGGAGCUCUCAAGAUGUUCUUCAGGGAGCUUCCUGAGCCCCUCUUCACGUACGGAUCCUUUGAAGACUUCGUAGAGGCCAUCAAAUGCUCAGACUACCAUCAGAGACUGAACUCAAUCAAAGACUUAAUAAAGAAGUUGCCAAAACCCAACCACGACACAAUGCAAGUCCUCUUCAAACACCUGCGGAGGGUGAUUGACCACGGGGAGGCCAACCGUAUGACCACCCAGAGCGUGGCCAUCGUGUUCGGACCCACGCUGCUGCGGCCCGAGACCGAGACGGGCAACAUCGCGGUCCACAUGGUCUACCAGAACCAGAUAGUGGAGCUCAUACUGCUCGAGUAUGAGAGCAUCUUCGGCAGGUAGAGGGGCCCGCUCACGACCGGACACCGGGCUUCUUUUCCUCCUCCUCCUCCUCCCCUCUUCCUUUUCUUUGACUGAACUGAACAUUGCUGUGGACCAAGCAGUUGGGAGAAAGAAUCGAAUUUACCUUCAUUGACAGUUUACAAAAAGUGUUGCACUUACAGAGGAGAAGAAUUAACAAAAAAAAUAAAAGGUGUACAGAUUUGACCCCGCUUCUCCAGCUGCCGUCCCGUGCUGCGAGUAGCGGGGCCGGACGCACAUGGACAGUGUUUCAGAGUGAUGCCGUGGUGACGUGUGUACGUCCGUGUGAUGUGGUGGAUUCGAGUAUUCAGGUGGUUUUCUUUUUUCACAUACACUGGAUCCCUUUGGCCAGUAAUUGGAACGGCGGCCCCCUUCGCCUCCGAGGGGGGGGGGAGUGGCAUUAAUAGCCUAACCGGCGACAUCAUCACCUCGCUGAAGGACUGAGCAGAAUCUCAACUGGAACGUUUUUUUCUGUGUCGUGGAGCUUUUUUCGUCUGUGAUGUGGUUUCGGAUCAGGUGGAACAAAAAAUAAAUAAAAAUAAUCAGUGUUACGUUAACGGACUGUCUUUAUGGCACUUGGAUGAACUGGAGUUACAGAUCGUGUCCCUCAAACUUACCUUAGCGACAUCAUCACACACCCCCUUCCUCCCCCUCACUCACCCCCUUUCCCACCAGUGUUAACCAUUAACCCUGUGACCUGAGCGCCCCGGGACUUGAACGUCGGAGGACAAAACCCCUCUGUUUGUUUGUUUGUAUGUGUGUGUGUGAGUGAAUUAACCUAAGUGGAACAAAAAAAAACCUGAGAAGCGUCCUCAUCUUGCCACUUUGUACAAACUGCGUGUCGUGUAGUCUUACGUGCUUUGGUGAAGUUUCCCUUAAAGCUGCCGGGGGGGGUCAUCGUCCGUGCUCCUUCAUCACAGAGGUCCUGGUGUUACUGGAAAAACAACAAAGUGGAUUUCUUGGGACUGCAACCACCAUUAUUUUUUUUUUUACAUGAAUCUGUCUCCGACUGUCGGCAUGAUGGCCCCUCUCUUCCUCGCCUAAGCUAAUAUUAAAGAGUAUUCAGAGAGGAGAAAGGGUCCUGAGAAUAUAUCAAAAGGUUGACGUAUGGGAGUGUAUGGGUGACAAAAUGCAACAAAGAGCCUUUAAAAAAAACCUUUCAGAAGCUUAUGUACAGUAACAGAAACUAGUUGUUCAAAAUGUGUUGUAGUGACUGAGGUAUGUAUGCUUUGAUGGUGAACUAGUGAAAGAUGAUUUUGACUUUGUAAAUUUGAAUUCCAACAUGACACACAGGUGGAAAAAAAACAAACCAACACGUGAUGGACUGUUACUUUUGUUUGAAGGUGUAUCUGGAGUGUUUGCGCAUGGUCAGCUGCACAUUCUGAAUGUAAUUUUCAGGCUAACUGCUGUUUGUGAAACUGCUAUGUCUAAUAAAAAGAG
Anoplopoma fimbria (sablefish) is the source of this 4269-nucleotide messenger RNA. RefSeq names its product Rho GTPase activating protein 12b (gene arhgap12b). Gene Ontology annotation, cellular component: cytoplasm. The coding region runs from base 274 to 2811 and encodes 845 amino acids. Gene Ontology annotation, molecular function: protein binding. The record is from RefSeq and is a predicted model, not a curated record. NCBI's taxonomy places the organism in Eukaryota, Metazoa, Chordata, Actinopteri, Perciformes, Anoplopomatidae. Gene Ontology annotation, biological process: regulation of GTPase activity; signal transduction. The transcript is spliced from 18 exons.